AUGUCCACCCAUACUGCACCAAUCACUACAUCUGAGGAUCAAGUCCAGCCCAUCAUUGAGCAAAUCGAUAGGAACUUGAAGUAUAAUUCUCAGGACGUAUAUGUCCAGCAAUUCUAUAUUGAACCAUCAAGUUUCCCUGAGUUUGUGGACAAGCUCAGAGAAAGUGACUACAGCACUCUAAGAUAUAUGUAUGACCAUGUGAAAGGCAUCCUGCAACUGAGCAUGCCUACUCCUGUACAUGGAGUUUUCAUUGAGCGCCUCAGUGAACUUUUACAGGGGAAACUGUCAGGCCUUAUCAGAUGGUCAGAUGGGAUGUUCAAGUUGAGUUCUAAUAUGUUCAAGUUCCUCUGGCGAGGUCAAAUCACCACUGUACCCGACUUAGCCCUCAAGUUCCAAUGCCUCAACCCUAGCACUAAGUGGCAGGAGUUGCUCAUUUUUGAGUUCUCCCACUCCCAGUCAGUUGGUGACAUCACCCAGAAGGUGAAAAAGUACUGGGAGGAGCUCUCCCACCUUGUCAGCAUUCUAGUGGUCAAAUUCUAUGAAUCCCACAAAUAUGCAAAGCCCCGAUAUGGUUGUGCUAAGGCAGCUAGGAGAAGGAGUUCUUUUCACUCUGAAAAAGAAGUGGGCCGGCUUGUUCGACAGAAAUUGGGUAACAAGCAAAUUCUAUGUUUUACCACUACGUAUUUCCAAUUUGGGAUAUUGCCGGUGCAGAUUGAGGUGUUGCGUCUUGACAACAUAUUUACAAACAGAUUCAAGGAAAAAAUGGCACACUUACCAAGUAUGGUUGAUCGCACAUGUCCUGCAUGUGGAAAACUUUUGAAAACACCACAAGGUGUCAUGGCUCACCUAUCAAUGAAAGGAAAGAGAAGAGAACUUGAGGCAGACAACCUGGGCCUUGAACAAGUAGUAUAUGAUGAAGUCAACUUGGAUGAAAAUGUUUGCAACCAAGAAGACUAUGACUUAGAUGGAUGGGCUCUAUUUUCCACAGAAUUAGACUGGAAAUUUGCACAUUGGGCAUUGCAGGAGGGGGUUGGCCAGAAAUCUCUUGACAGAUUACUGGUAAUUCCUGAAGCUCUUCUACCUCAGGGAGCAUCUGUUGCUCCUGUUAUAAUAGUGACAGACAAAACUCAGUUGACUCAGUUCUCAGGCAACAAGUCUGCAUAUCCAGUGUAUCUUACACUAGGAUAUAUACCCAGCUCUAUUAGACACAAACCCUCUCAGCACGUGUUCAAAGACUUUUCCAUACCUCAGUACGGAUGA
This is a messenger RNA of Serpula lacrymans var. lacrymans S7.9, 1260 nucleotides long. RefSeq lists its product as uncharacterized. NCBI's taxonomy places the organism in Eukaryota, Fungi, Basidiomycota, Agaricomycetes, Boletales, Serpulaceae. The coding region runs from base 1 to 1260 and encodes 419 amino acids. The transcript is spliced from 9 exons. The record is from RefSeq and is a predicted model, not a curated record.